Molecule: messenger RNA, 510 nt
Organism: Acanthosepion pharaonis
Lineage: Eukaryota; Metazoa; Mollusca; Cephalopoda; Sepiida; Sepiidae
Source: the annotation of a GenBank genome assembly
AUGUCUCAUUAUCUAUCUAUCUAUCUAUCUAUCAUUAUCUAUCUAUCUAUCUAUCUAUCAAUCUAUCUAUCUCAGUUCAUUAUCUAUCUAUCUAUCUAUAUAUCUCAGUUUCAUUAUCUAUCUAUCUAUCUAUCUAUCUCUCUACUUCUCUCAGUGAAGAAGUCUACCCACAGGUUCUUCCGUGAGACUCUUUCUGACUGUUUCAACGCCAUUGUUUUUCCAUUGUCGUUAUUUGUCCAAAUUGUCUUUCUCGGCGUCUUCCUGCUCGACGGCGAUGUCCCAUUUGGCUGGUUCACUGAUCUGCACAACCAACUGAGCCACACGCUACCAGCCCUGCUGCUUGGUACUGCUGACUUUCCUUUACCAGUUGACGGUAAUGCUUUUGAGGACUGCACGGGGUUCAUGGAUUUAUCUAUUUCUCGACUCAUUCAAGCUAAAUUCUCGCAUGAUGUUCUUUCUGGCCAUGCUACCGAUCUUGUUUAUAAUUUAUUUCAUCGGUUCGCAAUUUAA